AUGCAAACUAAACUGCAACAGGUGAUUCGGUUGCUGGUGGUUCUGAUCCACAGUAACCGUGGGAAGUCGCGAGCAGUCCAUAAAGGCGGGUUACUGGUUCUGCUGUCCACACGGGCCACUCCGCCGAUAUGCACCGUUGCUGCCACUGGUCCCUGGUGUUCCAAAUUGGCGAAGAAAAACAUGAAGGAAGAGGUUAUAGACAGGCUUUCCUCCUUUGUUCCUCUUUGUAACUGCUCUUAUCCUGAAGAGCUCCGCACGUUUUCAGAUAACUUUGGGCCUUUACGCUUUGCACAGUCAUUCCAGGUAGAUCAGGAGUGCCAUGAAUUGGAGAUUGCGAGAUUUCUUCAUAGAUUCAGUCUGGUCCAUGCUCAGAUCACCGUUAUCUUCAAAGUAAGGAAUAAAGAACAAACACACCAGCAAGUAUUCAGUGCCAAGAGUACAUAUUCGAUGUUGGGCCGUGCCAUUGCCAUGGACAGUACCGCAUUCGGACAGACUUCGUUCUCUGUGAGGUCUCUCCCUUCAUGUCGCCGGAUGCAUCCAGUUUUAGGGGAGACAGUCCCGCUCCUGCUUUCCUCUGAAGCUGUGGAGGCCGGGUUGUGUGGGGAGGUGAGCAUCACUACCAUGGCUGUGCUCGGGCCCUGCAUGAAGCAGUACCCCAACUGGCCAACUCGCAUCUCGCACAUAUGCUUGUUAGUGUAUAGUCCCAGCGGCAUUCCUCUGAUGCGAGGAGAGCAUGAGCUGAGCUUCCUCCAGAGCCUGGCUGACUCUCUGCCCUGGGGAGACCUGGGUCUGCCUCAGGUCUGCUGUACUCAAACACACACUGCUCAUGGCUGUCUGUGCUCUGAGGUGGAGUUCUCUGUAGACAACGAUCCCCGAGAGGAACCGAGGCCAGAAUGCAGCCUGGCUGUGAGUCAGGAAGUGAAGCUGGAACAAAGUCGUCCUGUGGAGCAAACACUCACUCUUUUCCUCUUCAUCCAGCACAACGACCCCUUUAACUCCCAGCUAUCUGACUUGAUCACAAAUGAAGAGACUUUAGAGACAUACUUGGACAAGGUGUUCCAGUACAAUGGAGAGAAAGUGAGAUCAGCACUGCAGUCUCUACUGGAAAACUCCCUCAGGGAAUUCCUUAAAAGGAAAAAGUCCAGUGAGACAUUUCAGUCGGCCAUGUCGGUGAUCCUGAGCUCUGUGAACAGUAUUGUGAGCAGCAGUAGCAGUGUAGAGUUUCGCUCUGCCUGUCUAAAUAGCAUGAAGGCCCAGAACACCCAUGAUAUGUCUAUAUCUAUGCAUCAAACUCUUCAGAGAGUCAUACAUGGCCGUUUUACUUCCUGUCGCGGGUGCACAGUUGAAAAGGCUGAAGAUGAAGCUGUUUUUGAACAGAAUAGCGCUGAGACCUGUGAAGAGGGAUUACCUGGCAAAAGACCUCGCAGAGAUAAAGAGCAGUCUCCAUUAAUCUCUAAAAGACAGUGUCCAGAAACCACUCCAGAGGAUUCAGAAGCCUCUACGAGCAGUCUGUGGGAGAUUCUGCCAACUCAGAUAACAUCCCUGUUCUGUGCACCAUCAUCUAAGGGACUGGACGAAGAAAUGGGAUUAGCAGGAUCUUCAUCCGGCUCCUUAACCACGACUGAAAUUAAAAACCAAGAGGUUGAGAAGGAAUGGCUUCAAGAACUUGAAAAUCUGACAGAAUGGGUUCUAGCGAAGAUGUUCCCUUGCCUGGCACGUCGGCCAUGGCAGACUUUGUGCAGGAUUUCCCUGCACCAGCGAGUUCGCCUGUCUCAACUCCCUCCCCGAGUAUCACGGCCAUGCUAUGGCUGGCAAAGCAGAUGUAAAAGCCACAGCUUGUGGUUUAGCUUCCCUGAAUCCCGAAGAGCUUCUAUACCCUGGGCACAGGUUCGUUACUUUUCUACUGCCGGCAGCAGUAAAGAUGGACCUCCAAGAGAAUCGGGCCAAAAUGGGACUAAACCCACAGACAAAGUGCUCACUCCUCAGCCCACCAAAGAGUUGGCUGGAUCCAAACCUCUGAGUCUGUCAAAAGCAGAGAGCAUUCAAGUAAAAGUGCGGGCAGUGCUGAAGAAACGAGAAUAUGGUACCAAAUACACUCAGAACAAUUUCAUCACUGCUGUCAGGGCUAUGAAUGAGUUCUGCCUCAAACCCAGUGACCUGGAGCAACUGAGGAAGAUCCGUCGACGGAGUCCUCACGAUGACACGGAGGCAUUCACGGUCUUUUUGCGCUCGGACGUGGAAGCCAAGGCUCUGGAAGUUUGGGGCAGUAUGGAGGCUCUUGCUCGAGAGAGGAAACUCAGGAAAGAUGUGGAGCGACAGUACCAAGAGAAUAUAUUCCGCAAUCAGCAGCUGUUAAAGGAAUAUAAGGAUUUCUGGGGAAAUACGAAACCUCGAUCAGGCAAAAGGACUACUUUCCUCCAGGGACCAGGAAAGGUGGUGAUGGUAGCUAUAUGCAUAAACGGACUGAAUUUCCUUUUCAAACUUCUGGCGUGGGUUUAUACCGGAUCAGCUAGCAUGUUCUCGGAAGCUAUCCACUCCCUGGCAGAUACCUGUAACCAGGCUCUUCUUGCACUGGGAAUAAGCCAGUCUGUGCGUAACCCUGACCCUGACCACCCGUACGGCUUUUCCAACAUGCGUUACAUCGCCUCCCUCAUCAGCGGAGUGGGCAUUUUCAUGAUGGGCGCCGGCCUGUCCUGGUACCACGGCAUCAUUGGACUUAUGCACCCUCAUCCAAUAGAAUCACUGCUCUGGGCGUACUGUAUUUUAGCUGGAUCUCUAGUUUCAGAAGGAGCAACACUCCUGGUGGCCAUUAAUGAAAUCAAGAAGAGUGCUCAUGAGCAAGGACUCUCAUUCUAUGAAUAUGUAAUGCAGAGUCGAGACCCUAGUACCAAUGUGGUCUUGCUGGAGGAUGCUGCAGCUGUUCUGGGUGUGGUGAUGGCUGCAGGCUGUAUGGGUCUAACAUCACUGACGGGUAACCCUUAUUAUGACAGUCUUGGAUCCCUGGGUGUGGGCACUUUGCUGGGCACCGUCUCAGCCUUCCUUAUCUACACCAAUACAGAAGCUCUGUUGGGUCGUUCCAUCCAGGCCGAGCAUGUGCAGAAACUCACCGAGUUCCUGGAGAACGAUCCUGCUGUCAGAGCGAUUCAUGACGUGAAGGCCACGGAUAUGGGACUGGGUAAAGUGCGCUUCAAGGCUGAGGUUGACUUUGAUGGACGAGUGGUCACACGGUCCUAUUUGGAAAAGCAGGACAUUGAUCAGAUCCUUAAUGACAUUCAGCAAGUGAAGACUCCCGAAGAGUUGGAGGCCUUUAUGCUGAAGCAUGGCGAGAACGUCAUUGACACCCUGGGAGCAGAGGUGGACCGUCUGGAGAAAGAGCUCAAGCAACGCAACCCGGAAGUUCGGCACGUUGAUCUGGAGAUCCUGUAACGCCGUGAGGCUGAAGUGGGCCACAGCAUCUCUGGCAGAGAAGAAGCUGGCCAAGUUGAAGGAGGUUUAGGUGGUUUUGCACCUCUACUGUACCAGCUCUUACCCCAUCCAGAUGAAGUCUUAAUUUUCAUCCGUACCACGUCAUUGUAGCUCUCGCUCAAUCCACAUAUCCGGUAUGCAGAAGGUGGUCUGUUGGGUCUGAGUUCAUACACAAGACCCAACAAGCUGACACUCAUGAAGACGAGUCCUGUUUUAUUGUAAUAAUACUAAUGUAGGAACUCUGUUUUUUUUUUGUCUUAAGUUAUGUUUAUGGAAAUCAUGAGCUGCUCCUUCAACAGCACUCUGAGAUGAAGCAUAGAUGUAUGACUCUCUGGGUGUCUGUCUGACGAGUCUCAUUUGUAGACCAAGUUCCCUCCUUUUACCAGGCCGGGUGCCCUACAAGGAAAAACAUUUCUGUUUAUUCCACAAGUGUUUGUUUUUUAUUCCUUGUCCAAGUGAGUACGGAAUGCAAGGAUGAAUGAUCAUGUAUAGGUUGGAAAGCUCUUAAAAGUGGUUUUGACAAAUUCCUUAGGUUUUUUUUUUUGGAGGGGGGGUGAAUUAUAAUCUAGAUUAGGUUUAUAUACUAAUAAUAUAGAAAAAUAUAUUUUCUCUUCAAGUUCUGAUGAGUAACCGUAGAUGCUAAUAUAUUUGUCUUACAUCAUUGCACUGAAGAGUGUGUGGAUUAAUUAGUUGUAAUUAUUGUAGUUUAAAUGACAAUUUGUGACCGUAUAUUGAGAUGAUGUAUGCUUGAUUCGAAAGUAGUCCAGCUCCUGAGAAGGUUUUUAAACUCUGACAGGUAUUCACUGUAAAUCUUUGAGUUUUCAUGAUGACAGUAAGAGAGCUAAUAGAAGUUAAACCCCCUCACAUCCUCUACCAUUCAUCACAAGAACGACAGCCAAAGCUGUCACGGCUGAUCUUUUGGAACGUGCAACCUUAUAAUCCAACCUACCACAUAACAAAAGCCCAUGAGAUAGAUACCAACAAAGGACAUCCUUGGAGGCGCCAUGGCUCAGUCGACUAAGGCGCCAUACCAUAAAUCCAGGGACCCGGGUUCGAUUCCGACCCGAGGUCAUUUCCCGAUCCCUCCCCGUCUCUCUCUCCAGCUCGUUUCCUGUCUCUACACUGUCCUAUCCAAUAAAGGUGAAAAAAGCCCCAAAAAAAUCUUUAAAAAAAAAAAAGGACAUCCUUUCUUCUAGCAGUGAUAGUAAAGAAUGCUGCGAUAACUCUCACCGGUUUCUUUAUCCCUGUACAAAACACAUCUUGCUCUUCAUCUACAGCCUCAUCCUCUGCUCACAACACUAGCGAAGAGCUAGCACGAUAUCCGUCUAAUCAGCUUGGUGAUUAGGAAUGAAAAUUGUGAACAGGGUGGUGAAAACUGGGUUUUUGUUACAGGCUGUAAAAUGACCAACAUCAAGUCGUGAUGUUCACUCGGAAAAUGCGGACGCGUAGAUUGGUGUGAGAAGUGACGUUGCAGCAGUUAAGGAUCUGAGAUGAUGAUAAGGUUAUGAGCGCAAAUCCCAUGGCUGCUAGAGGUGCUCGGCUUUAUGCUUGGAUGAAAUCCUGUCUCAUUGUUAAGCGACUGGAUAAACUUCUGCAUCUGCAAAAUGAAUAAAUGUCAAUGUUGAAAAUAAACCAUCCUUCAUUACGUGCUACGAAUACAGGGGUCCUCUGAAAAAUUCUCACUGUAGUCCAUGUCGAUAGUGUAGAUGUGAUUACAACAGACAUGUUUCUGUCCUGAGAAAUAAACAAAAAUAAUUUACUUGAAACUUAAUGGAAAUCUAAUAUUGAUUUUUUUUUAAAUUAUUUUUAUUAUUUUUUUAAUUCCGUCAAUAAAUAUUUACAAUGCUGGAUUAUAUAAUUCAAAUCUUACAUUUUAACAAGAAAUGUCUUCCAAUGACAGACCUGAGUAUGUACAGUAUAUUAAAAGUAAAUAUAUUUACGUACAGAAUGCAGAAUAUCUUUCCAUCUUCUGAAAGGAUAGAGUGUACUGAUGAAUUUGCAAAUACAUUUGGCUAAAAAUUCAUGAAAUCAUUUGACAGAAUUCCUCCUUUAAUUUAAGUAAAUGUUGUUGUUUUUUUUCCCUGUUCAUUUGUUAGCACAAAAAGGUCAAUAUUUGUCUGUGUGGUAAUCGCACAUCUGUGACACUUUCAGAAAUAUUCACUUUUCCAGCUAGCAGACACCUGUACAGACUAAACUUACAAAAGAUGUCCCCUUGAUCGUACCACACCCCUGACAAAUAAGUUUCUCAGAGGUUUUAAAAUUUUAGGAUUAUUUUGUCCUGUUUUUCGAUGUGACUGUAAUAAAGUUUGUCUAUUACAAG
Neoarius graeffei (lesser salmon catfish) is the source of this 5785-nucleotide messenger RNA. RefSeq names its product solute carrier family 30 member 9 (gene slc30a9). The transcript is spliced from 34 exons. Gene Ontology annotation, biological process: zinc ion transport; transmembrane transport; positive regulation of transcription by RNA polymerase II. Gene Ontology annotation, molecular function: monoatomic cation transmembrane transporter activity. NCBI's taxonomy places the organism in Eukaryota, Metazoa, Chordata, Actinopteri, Siluriformes, Ariidae. The coding region runs from base 1 to 3426 and encodes 1141 amino acids. Gene Ontology annotation, cellular component: membrane; nucleus. The record is from RefSeq and is a predicted model, not a curated record.